ACGUCGAUAAACACCACCUUCCAUAUUUUAUUUGUCACCCAAUUGUCACCACAUGGAGGCAGGGACGCAGGGACUAGACUUUUUUCUAGUUGGCAAAGGUCGGAGGCCUCAAGUGAAGUGGUCAUUUGGCAAUGCUGUUCGGAUCGACGCGACUUUACCCGAUUCCUACCGAAGUCUCUCGGCUUCUGCUCUGCCUGCGCCAGCCUGCGCCCUCUCUCUUCUCAACUUCAUCAAAGCAAAUUCAGCUGUUCAAGUGUUCAGUUUCAGUACAGUUCUACAGUUCGGACUCUACCUAGGAAGGACUACAAGCGACAUAACUUCCUUUCAGCAUUUAAACGGAACACUUCUCGACGGCAAUUCUUACAAACUGUCGUGA
Molecule: messenger RNA, 376 nt
Organism: Bemisia tabaci
Lineage: Eukaryota; Metazoa; Arthropoda; Insecta; Hemiptera; Aleyrodidae
Source: RefSeq, a predicted model, not a curated record